AUGGAGAGACCCUCGCGGCCGGCGGCUUCCCCCGCGAGGGGCUGCGGCAAGGCGAGCUCGUCGCUCUCUUCAGCGCGCUCUUCUCGCUGUGCGCAGCUUGCGAGGAUCGCCUUUGAGCCACGGUCUUCCGGCGCCUGCUCCUGCCGGCCUCCGUCUUCUUUUGCAUCUCUGACGGAUGCGUCUUCUUCGUCGUUCUGGCUUCUUUCGUCUUCACAUGGCUGCGUGGGUUCUCCACGCCUGGGAAGCGAUCGCCUUCGUUCCUCCGACGGCAAGCGCGUGCUGCUCGCGGUCGCCUGCUUUCUUCUCGGCUUUUUUCUCAGCGACCGCGGACUGCAGUCCUCGCCUGAGGCGCCGAACACUCUCGACGUUUCCCUGUCCGCUGCCGCCUCGUCCUGGAGCUGGAUCGGAGCAGUGGCGCAAAAACCAGACGAUCCGACUGCCGCGCAAACACAUGACCAUGCAGGGAAUGGAGUGCAGCGCAUCGGCGGCCCCGGACACCCUCUUUUCGCCGCGAAGCCAGGCGCGACAGAGGCUGCGGCUUCCGCGGCCUCGUCUCCUUCUGCGCCUGCGUCUCCUCCCCUGCCGCCGUCCGGCGCUGCUCCCGGAGAUGACGCGCAGAAAGCGAGCGAGGCUUCUGCAGAGGACGCCUCUGCGAAACCCGAGGUCGACGAGCGCCAGACGCCGUCGGCGGAGGCGAGACGCGGGCGGCUGAAGGACAGGCCGUUCUCACCAGAGGAUUUCGAGCGACUGAAGCAAGAGGCAGCCGACGAGAGAGAGGCGAGCGAGGCGCAGAAACGCGAGGGCGCGGCGGCUCCUGAGGCCGCCCCGGCAGACGGAGGAGACGCUCCCUCGAAGCCGUCUGCAGCAGCCGCGGAAGAAGAGCCGAACGGAGCCCCCGGGGUUAGAGAGGCGUCCUCGCGCGAAGCAGAGAAGGCGAACGACGCGGCAGCGUCGACCGACGAGGACGCUGAACUCGCGGCGCCCACCGUUCCCGCUGCGGCAGAGAACGAGCGGAACGCUGAGGGCGCAGAGACUCGGAAGGAGGCACCCGAAGCAGCGCGUGAUUCGCCAGCGAACAAGGUGGAGGGCGACACCAAAACCGAGGCAGAGCGAGCAGCCCAGGAGGCGGAGGAAGCUUUUGGCGACAGCGGGAAGUCGGCUGCUGCUGUCGCAGAAGGCGAAGCGAACGCCACGGAGGAAAGCGGUGAGCAGACGGAACCUCCUGCGCCCACCAUAAACGCCGAGGCGGCUGUACGUACACCGGAGCAGGCUGAAGUAGCGCCGGAGGCUUUCUCCGCCGCCGCGCCUGGAUUUGCGCCGGCGGAAGCCUCUGUGAACUUGGAGACGAAAGAAGAACGUGAGCCGUCCAAGCCGCCGCCCCCUGCCGCAGCGGCCGCAGAAGACGGCGGCUUGAGAGAGCCGCACAGCGGCAAAGCGAAAAAGGACGGCCUCGCUAAGAAGCGAAACGCGGCGCAGAGAAGCCCCCGACGCUUCGGCCGGCAGCAGCAGUACGCGGAGAGCACCGCGCCUUGGCAGGACAAGCCCGCGACGGCGGAUGCAGCCGAAAUCGCCCCUGCUGCAGGUGUACCUGCACCGGAUGCAACCUACGCUGCUCAAGCAGAGACUGCGCAGGAUGCCGCGUACGCUGCCGCGGAGCCUGCGACGGAGUACGGCGGGGACGCGCCGCCAGGCGGUUCUGUGGGGAGGGGCGAGGCCGCGAGCGACUCUGCGGAGAACUACUACGGCGGGUACGCGGCAGCGUCUUACGUCUCCGGCGAGGCGGUCCCGCCUGCUGCGAGCUACGCUGACCUGCCGGAGCAGGAGCCUGUCGCUGCGCCGGUCGCACCCCACGCGUACGCGUCGGACGCUGCGAAGGAGGCUUCUUACCCGAGUUGGGGCGAGGCGGAUCCAACAGCUGAGCCGACUUACGCGGCAGACGAUUUCUACAGUCCGCCACUGCCUGCGGCUUCUGAGGGGAGUGCGGGCACGGCCCCGCCCUCGGCGGCGUACGCGUCGUCGCCGUCCGCCGCCUACGCGUCGUCUGGGGAGGGCGAAGUGGGCGGGGAGCGUUUCGCGUCGUGUCGAGAGCCUCAGGUUCUGGAGUCGACUCUGGAGCAGCACUGCGACGCGUGGUGCACCACGGAGGCGUUGAAGCACUGGGAGGGCUCUCGGCCGGUAUGGGCAUCGCUGCAUCUGAGCCCCGUGCCUUCGUUCCUCGCAGAGCUGCGCACCGGCCUCUUUGUCUUCUUCAUCCGCCACCGCGACACCUUCCAGCGGCUCGCGGCGACUCUGGAGAAGGAAGGCCGCGAGCUCGGGGCCUUCCUCGCGGCGCAGAAUCGCCAUUUCCGGGACGCUUACCCGAACCUCUGGCAGGCGCUCGCCUGGCUCCUGGGCCUGCUGCUGCUCUCCCGCCUGCUCACGGGCGAGUUCCUCCCGCGCCCUACUGCCCUCCUUCUCUGCCUCGGCGGCCGCGAUGGAUUCUGCGAGCGGCGCCGGCGGCGGAAGGAGGAGCAAAGACAGCGCGAAGAAGUCGCGCGCGCCGUCGUGGAGAGUCUGGUGCAGAAUCCGCAAAUCAAGUGGCUGCUGACGCAGACCAAGAAGACCUCGUUCGUCUGCGAGAAGCUCAAGGGCUCACUCGUGGAGACGCAACGCGGCGAGAAGCCUCUUGCGGGCGGCAAGCCCUUCGCGGGCGACGACGAGGACGGCGCGCGUAUGCAUGCGCUCCUAGCCGCCAUGCAGAGAGAGCAGGAGCAGCAGCGGAGGCUCUUGCAGGCGCUCCAGGAGGAACAGAAGGCCGAAAACCUCCGCAGACAGUCCCAGCUCGAGCUGAUUCUCUCCGAAAGCAAAAAACAAUUUGAUGCCGCGACCAUGCAACAGGCAGAGUACAGUCUCUUCUUCCUGCAAGCACUGGGGCGCGUGCUGUGCGCCGUUGACCCUACGUUCUCUCCUGAGGAAAAGGAGGAGCUGGAGGCGUGCGUGGCUCGAAGCGCGGCGGCGAUGCAUCAGUUCUUCUCGGGCGAAGAGGCGAGACCGGAAGACGCGGAGCCGCUCUCCGUGCGAGGCUUGGAGGGCUGCAGCGCGCUGCCCGCGCCCACGUCUCUGCCGGCGGACGAGUCGCUGAAUCAGUUCCUCAAGGCUGGCAUGACUCCGCGCGGCCUUCUCGCGCUCGCGGGUCACGCGGGUCCGACGCCGUUCGCGGCCGCGCGCGCGCCUGGACUCCAGAGAGAAGAGAGAGACGGCGUGACGUCCAUGCCGCAGUCCGCGCAGAGCAACCACGAAGAGGAGCGGAAGGCCAGCGGCGUCUCUGAGAACGCCGAGACCUCCAGGCACAGCAGCAGCAGCACCGGGCACGUCAAGCAGGAGGGCCCGCGGGGCGUCGUUCCCCCAAAUCUCUUUGGCGGCUCGCCGCCGUCGGCGCCGUCGCCAUUCUCUGCCGCGGGGGUUCCGGCAGAGGUCGCGCCGCUUCCGUCGCAGACUCCGUCCUUUCCUUCGCUGUCGCGGCCGGGCUCUGCGGAGAGUCCGCAGGGGCUGCCGAGCGGCCUUUGCGCCUCUCACGGGCGCGCGCCUGCAGCGGCCCCCCAGGGCUUGAAAGAUCCUUUUUCUUCGCAGCCUCCCUGCGAUGACAUCGAAGGGGGAGGCUCCGCAGGACUCCCGACGCGCCGCGUCAGCUCCUCGAGCGUCGUGAGCGCCGGCGGGGCCUCCACACCGACCGCCGCCUCGUCGCCCCUCCCGGGCGGCUUCGCAUCCAACGGGCCCGCGACGAAGGGACACGCCUUCCCGCCGGCGCCUGCUCCGUCGCCCGCGCCGAACGCGCCCGAGAACGCCGGGCCUUCACCCACGUUCCCGCCCGCGCCCGCCCCCUUCGCGGGCCCCGACGGGCCAAGUGCCCCCCGGGGUCGCUCGUUCUCGGGUGACGGCGGGGCGAGAGACGAGACGCUGCCGCAAGCUGGCGGAGAGAGACGCGCAGCGGAGGAUGAGAGAAUGAACGCCAUGAAGAGCUCCCUGCCGAAUGGGACAGGGCCGCUCGGGCCUCUUCCGCCGCUCGGCGUCGCGAAGCCGCCGCUGGACGGCGUGCCUCCGCCGCCAAUGGGCGUGGGCGCCCGCCCGCAGGGUCGCAUCGUGCGCGAGCGAAGGGAGCCUCCGAAAGUCCAAGCGGCAACCAACCCGUUCGGCGUGCCUCCGCCGGCGGCCGGCACGUCUCAUCAUGCGUCGGGUAUGGAUAUUUGA
Molecule: messenger RNA, 4227 nt
Organism: Besnoitia besnoiti
Lineage: Eukaryota; Apicomplexa; Conoidasida; Eucoccidiorida; Sarcocystidae
Exons: 7
Coding region: 1-4227 (1408 amino acids)
Source: RefSeq, a predicted model, not a curated record